GACUCUUAAUCACGUCAUUUGAAGUUUAGGCGUAUUAGCAGGAAACAGGUUUUCCUCUUGGAUUGUUGCAAUGUGAACAUCUUUUUUGACUUCUCCUUUUGCUAAAUGCACCCCAAAGUGCUCGCGGCGCAGCGGCUGACUGCAAGGAUCACACGAUGUCCCCUCGUCGGAAAGUUGGUCUUCUAGCUUGGAUUCUGUCUCUUCUCGCAUUGAUGAGCACAUCUGCCGGAGGGCUGCAGCUGCAGCAAAAGUACACGCUGCCUAAAAUGACCAACAACUUUGAAGUGGACACUGUCUCCAGGAAAGUAUACGUAGCGGCGGUGAACAGCAUCUAUCAGCUGAACAGCGACCUGACCCUGGAGGUAGAGCAAAUGACCGGACCGGUGGAAGAUAACCGACUGUGCCAUGCUCCGGAGUUACCCCAAGCCUCUUGCGACCAUCCGAAAGUGCCAACCGACAAUCACAACAAGCUGCUUGCCCUGGACCGUGGCCAGGGGGUCGCAGUGGUUUGUGGCUCCGUUUAUCAGGGAUUCUGUGAGCUACGGAACCUGGACAACAUUUCGCAGAUCGCCGUGAAAUUCCCUCCUAAGGAGAACAACAGCGUGACCGUGUUCCCCAGCAUGCUGAACAUUGCUGCCAAUCACCCUAACGCCUCCACGGUGGGCUUGAUCCUCAGGACAGGUGGCACCACAAGGCUACUGGUGGGUGCCACCUAUACAGGAGUGGGAACUCCGUACUUUCCCAAAAACCACAGCAAGGAGGAUCUGAGGUUCGAAAACACCCCAGAAAUCGCUAUCAGGUCCCUCAACAUUCACGACUUGCCCCGUCUUUUCACCUACGAUAUCAACCCUUCAGAGGAGAACGUGUUUAAAAUAAAGCAGGAGAAGAAGCAAAUGAACAAACUGAGCUUCGUGCGCGCCUUCAUUCAAAAGACUUACACAUAUAUCGUCAUGAACAACGAUGCCAAUUUAAGCGACAAGGAGAGUCAGCCUAACAGUGUCCUCGCCAGGAUAUGCCUGGAUACAGAGAACCCCCGCAAAUCUGCACCUGAGAGUAAAAAGCUAACCGAAUCCUACAUCCAGAUGGGCCUCCAGUGCGGCUAUAGCGGCAACGUCUACAACCGGGUGGUCUCGGUUUUCUCCGGUAGGAUCUAUCUGGACGGAGCGCCCGAAAUGCAGGAUGUCUUGUUUGGCGUCUUUGAGAAAGGAAACAAAAAGUCGGCCGUCUGUGUUUUUAGGUUUGCUGAUAUUGAGAAGUCCAUCCGUGAUGCCCGGCAAAAGUGUUUAAACACGAAUUCAAUGGAUGUUACCGUAUUGGACAGUGUCAUACAAGGGACAGGGGCUGGCUGCAGCAAAAACAUCAACAUUGUGUUGCAACAGGAGCAUCUGGACUGUGGAGCUGCUCACCUCCAGCAUCCUCUGGAAAUCCGCACACCUUUGAAUGUGGCACCAGUGUUUGAAGCCUCAGGUCUCACCUCUGUGGCAGUAUCUGUUGUCAACAACUACACAGUGAUGUUUCUGGGCACUGCCAGUGGGAAAUUACGAAAGCUCACCCUGCUCAGAAACUUAACUGUUGGAAGUCAGAAAUUCCUGCGUGUGGCCCCUGGAGAGUCUGUUCAUCACAUUAUGACUUUUGACCCCUCAGACAGUAACUACCUCUACCUAAUGACAUCCUAUCAGAUUAUGCGGGUGAAAGUGGCGCGGUGCGAUCAGUUCACAACUUGCCGUGAUUGCCUGGAGGCAACUGAUCCGCACUGUGGAUGGUGCACUCUGGAAAACAGGUGUUCCCUGCAAAAGGAAUGCAGGAACUGGAACCAACCCAAUUACUGGAUCAGCCUGAGUGACGGAAUACAGUCUUGUCCAUCUAUGGAAAUAAUUCCUGAAAGGUUACAUUUUUCGCACAACACGCCUAAUAUUGGGAUUCUGAUCGAUGGUAGUAUCCCUGACCUUAAAGAUACAAGUGUGUGUUGUGACUUUGGGAAUAAGGCUUCCACUCCAGUUGUAAAAUACAACAUGACAAAGAUCUAUACAUGUCCUUUGCUACCAAAAGAAAAGUAUCCAGCUUUCCCUCCUGGUCAAGAUCAUAUUACCAUUAGCACUUCAAUCAGAGCUAAUGGCACAGGCAUCGUCUGGGGCAAUUUCACCAUCUAUGAUUGUGAGAGAACUGGCAACAUCGAUCCGAAAAGAGCAUGUUAUCACUGUCUUGACGCAAAAUGGAAAUGUUACUGGGAUGUGAAAAGAUUUGCCUGUGUUUCAAAUAAUUCUGAUUCUAAGAAUCAGUUCUUAAUUGAGGAGGCAAAUUCCUGUCCACAGCUUUCACCUACUAAAAUCUCUCCGGCUGCAACUGGAAACACUCUGGACAUUAUCAUUCACUUGACCAAUGCAGCAUACUUACAGGAGAAGUCUCUAGAAUGUGACUUUGGAGGGGGACGCACUUAUGAUGCAAGAUGGAUCGACAUGUCCAGUAUUAUCUGCUCAGGUGUAACGCUUUAUACAGCCGAAAUCAGCCAGCAUAUCCCAGUUCAUGUGCGGCUCAAGGAAAACCCAGAAAAAUACAUUGACAAUCUGGGACCAUUGACUGUGGAGAUAUACAAUUGUGCUUCUGGCAGCUCAGACUGUUCCAAGUGUUGGGGGCGACAAGACCUCGAGCACAACUGCGUCUGGUGUGAGAACAGCUGCAGGCCAAGGAGCGACUGCAAGUCCAUCCAAGACACUUGCUCGCCUCCGGAGAUACGUAAGAUUCUGCCCUUAAAUGGCCCACUGGAAGGAGGAACUCUGGUGACAAUACAAGGAAGGAACCUUGGUCGCAGAUUCAGUGAUGUCACAGUUGUCAUUGGAGAAGUGAAAUGCCAGCUGCUGCCCGAGAGAUACAUUGUUUCAGAAGAGAUCAUCUGUGAAACAGCUGCGGUGACCAAGGAGUUUUCUGAUGUGGUGACAGUGAAAGCCCCAGCAGAAGGCAAGUCAAGAGAGAAGUUUUCCUAUGUGAUUCCAACUGUGCAAUCAAUUAAGCCUGACUUUGGGCCAAAAGCAGGAGGAACAAAAGUAGUCAUCGGUGGCACAUAUUUGGACGUGGGCUCAAAAACAAAGGUUCUGGUGAAUGGCUCUAAAGAGUGCACUAUCCUGGAGCAGGCACAAUCAACAAUCAGCUGCAUCAUGCCAGAGGUGCAGUUUUCAAAGGCAGAUGUGUAUGUGUGUGUACAGUUUGAAAAUAACACAUGCAUCAAAAGCAAUGGAACCGUAUACAGAUAUAUGAAGAAUCCAGUUAUAUCUGACAUCACACCAAAAACCAGCCACCUUAGUGGUGGAAGGACCAUCACCGUGCAUGGCCAGGAUUUGCUCCUGAUACAGGACCUGUCUAUGAAGGUGGCCAGCUCUGGCCAAGAACAAGUGACUUGCGCCAUCCAGAGCAACACAAUUGCCCUGUGCCCAUCCCCAGCGGUUACCCAGGCAUCAGAAGAACACAACCCUGCCGUGGUGGAAUUUUACAUCAAUAGCAAGCUCUACACUGGGGAUGGCAGCACCUCGCACAGUUUCCUGGAUGAUGAAGACAUUGCUCAGUCAGGCAAAUUCAACCUGGAGUAUUUCGAAGACCCUCAGUUUUACACAGCUAACAAGGAAAAGUGGAUCAAGCAUCAUGAGGGAGAACCCCUGACCUUGGUUAUCAUGAAAGGGACAAAUAAUCUGAAUUUUCAAGUCGAAGAGUACAAAGUCAUGAUUGGCUCCAUCCCCUGUGAAAUUAGCUUCAUCAGUGAGAAGAGCUUCCACUGCACCAUCAAUGGAUCCCUCAGCUCAACAGAACGUGAACUGCCAGUCAUUGUGCAGGUUGGAAAGUUGAAACAGACGAUUGCGACGGUACACCUUGGUGGUAUAGAGACAGCAAUCGUCAUCUCCAUCGUAGUGUGCGGUGUGCUUCUGCUAGCAUGCUCAGUAGCUUUGGCAGUGUUUUGCACGAAAAGCCGCAGAGCAGAACGCUACUGGCAGAAAACAUUACUUCAGAUGGAGGAGAUGGAAUCUCAAAUUCGUGAGGAAAUUCGCAAAGGUUUUGCAGAGCUGCAGACAGACAUGACGGAUCUCACCAAAGAGCUAAAUCGCAGUCAGGGAAUCCCUUUCCUGGAGUACAAGCAUUUUGUUACCCGCACAUUCUUCCCCAAGAUGUGCUCCAAUUACGAGAGGAGUUGUGUCCAGCCUAUUCACCAAAACCAGACCCAUGCCAUCAUGACGCCAGAGGAAAGUCACCCCCUUCUGCAGGAAUGGAAGUCUUGUAAUCAAGUCAAGCCCAACAUGGAAGAAGGAAUUACGUUAUUCUCCACACUGUUGAACAACAAACACUUUCUUAUUACGUUUGUCCAUGCUCUGGAACAACAAAAGGACUUUGCUGUCCGGGACAGGUGUAAUCUUGCAUCUUUGCUGACCAUUGCUCUUCAUGGGAAGCUGGAGUAUUUCACCAGUAUUAUGAAAGACUUGCUGAUUGAUCUUAUAGAUGCCUCUGCUUCCAAAAAUCCCAAACUCAUGCUACGGAGGACUGAGUCGGUUGUUGAGAAGAUGCUGACCAACUGGAUGUCUAUCUGCAUGUAUAGCUACCUCAAGGAAACAGUUGGAGAACCUUUUUUUCUGCUAUUGUGUGCCAUAAAGCAACAGAUUAAUAAGGGAUCUAUUGAUGCCAUCACAGGCAAAGCCAGGUAUACCCUCAAUGAGGAAUGGCUUUUGCGAGAAAACAUUGAAGCCAAACCAUUGAAUAUCAAUGUGUCAUUCCAAGGCUGUGGUAUGGAUUCUCUCACAGUGCGGGUCAUGAAUACAGACACUGUCUCUCAGGUCAAAGAGAAAAUUUUAGAAGCUUUUUAUAAGAACCUUCCCUUUUCCCAGUGGCCGAGGGUGGAAGACGUAGACUUAGAAUGGUUUGCUUCUAGCAAUGAUAGCCGUAUUCUUCGUGACCUGGAUGACACCUCAGUAAUGGAAGAUGGGAAAAAGAAACUCAAUGCAGUUUCUCAUUACAAGAUACCUGAUGGUGCCUCACUUGCCAUGAGUCUUAAAGACAAGCGAGAUGAUACCCUCGGACGAGUUAAGGACUUGGACACAGAAAAAUAUUUUCAUUUGGUACUUCCAAAUGAUGAACAAAUGGAGACCAGGAAAUCAUAUCGCCAGAGCCACCGCAAGAAGGUUCUACCAGAAAUAUAUCUGACAAGACUCCUCUCCACAAAGGGAACGCUUCAGAAGUUUCUGGAUGACCUCUUCCAAGCAAUUCUAAGCAUCCCCAAAGACAAACCCCCCUUUGCAGUGAAAUAUUUUUUCGAUUUUCUUGAGGAGCAGGCUGACAAGCGGGGAAUAACUGACCCAGAUACUCUGCACAUCUGGAAAACAAACAGCUUACCUUUACGAUUCUGGGUGAACAUCUUAAAAAAUCCACAAUUUGUCUUUGAUAUUGACAAGACUGAUCACAUGGAUGCUUGCCUCUCUGUCAUAGCUCAGGCUUUCAUAGAUGCGUGCUCUAUCUCGGAUUUGCAGUUGGGCAAGGAUUCGCCCACCAACAAGCUGCUCUAUGCUAAAGAGAUCCCAGAGUACAAGAAAACAGUCCAGCGCUAUUAUCAGCAGAUCCAAGAAAUGACACCUCUGAGCGAACAGGAAAUGAAUGCACAUUUAGCAGAAGAGUCGCGGAAAUACAGAAAUGAGUUUAACACAAAUUUGGCCUUGACUGAAAUUUAUAAUUAUGCCAAGAGAUAUCGGACACAGGUCGUGAGUGCACUGGAUGCCAACCCCACAACCAGGCGCACUCAGCUCCAACACAAGUUCGAACAAGUGAUUGCACUGGUGGAGGACAACAUUUACGAAUGCAGCAGUGAAGCCUGAAGACAAUGACUUUGCAUUACCUACUUUUGUAAUUCUGUAAAAAGAAAACAUACGGAUGGAUGUGAUGCCAAAUGUGUGCAUUCAGUGAACACACACAUACAAAAAAUAAACUUGACAGACUUAACAGACUAGAUCUUCAUUUCUUCAAGCAAGAGAUGGGUUGUGUUGCUGUGGCACACUGUGUGAAGUCAAGAAGGGAGUAGAGACUUGCCAUCUUUAAUAAACGAGACCGAUUUCUGAAGGGGUCUGUUGGGUUGAGGAAACUGAUCUUUAUUGGGGCUCCAUUCAGAUCAACUUCAACAGACUGUCUCCCACCUCAACGAGACCAAUCACCAAAGAUGUCACCUGUCAGAUCAAAGAUGUGUCACUGCAGUGGCAAUUGGCAGCAGGUGAUUCUAAAUCGUUUGGCAUCGGCAAGACAAACUUCCAGUCAAGGCCUCAUAACUUUAAUCAUUACGUUACAUUCACUACAGCAAUGCCUUCACCCAGCAUAAUCAGAAAAAGGAAACUCUGUGUCAACUGAGUCUUUAAGAAGACUCCUCUCAGAUGAAUAAUGGAGAAAUGGAGAUUCUUUAAAUCAACAUGACACGCCUGUAAUGGGAUACUCUUGGAUCUAAAAUAGAGACCUCCAAAGGACGCGUCUAUAGGAUGAAGAAGGCACAUCUUUGGUGGGGACCACAUCUGCAUAAUCACUGAAACAAAAGUCCUGUAGAUAUUGCUGUGUCGGUCCAAUAUGACAUACCUGCAAAGAGGAUUCCUGCCAUCAACAGAACAUUUUCUACUGAGGAGAUUUAAUUUUGAAUUAUAGAAAAGGAUUUCUCAGAUUGGGCCAAGUCACUAGCAUUGGAGCUGACAGGCUUCCUGAGGAAUGGAGCACAGAAUUCUCACUAAUGACAAAUCCCCUGUGGAGACGGCUCCACCAAUGUGAAUGAUAAAAUUGCUAGUGGCAAUCUGUUGUUGUGGAUGGAUCCUUGAAACAGAUCACCAAAGAGGAGCCAUUAGAUUAAUAUCUAAAUCCUAUUUCUAGAAUCAAAAAGAAAAUCUUCUGAUAUGGAGCCCACCCUACCACUUCAGUGUUUUCGUUUGAACAUGAGGCAUCUGAAUUGGGAAUUUCCUUCUCUGGCUGCACUGGAUGCUGAACAAAAAAGCUGCUAGCUUCCAGUGGGAUGCAGGCCCAUAUAUCCUUCAGGAAGAGUUCAUUUUACCAUCUACAGUCCUGCUCUAUUCCUGAGCGAUAAUAAAUAAAAAUUCCAAUAAGGCGACUGUGUCUCACAGAGAUGAAACUGGUUGACAACAACUCAUUUAAAACUUUCAAUAUCAAGUGUCCACGUUAGAAUAGUAGAUCUAUAAUAUAAAUCAAUAAAGAGAAAAGUAUUGUGUGAUGAAAGCGUGAUCCAGUACAAUCAGCAUACUGUAAAUAGAGCCAAAGGUGUUUUCCGCUGAGAUGUUAUGGACAUAUGACAUGGUCAUCUACAUGGAGUUCACAUUUUCACGAAACCUUCUGAGCAUCAGAAAAUAAGUCAAGACAAAAUGUGAAAACAGCUGACGUGAGUGAUCAGGCCUUCCUUUAACCCCCCCCCCCCAAAAAAAACCAAGUCCAACAAACUGCUAAACCAGAUAUAUGACAGUUACAUGUUAUUCAUAAUGGCUUUGGAUGGGAUUGUGGUCAUGUUGUCCUUGUGUCUGUCCACUUUGAAAGCUGCCAAUCUGUAUAUAUGGUUGCACAACUAUUGCUCUUUCUCUUGACCCAAAAUCAGAACCUUGCACUUGAAGUCUUUGCCUGAUUCUAAAGGUAAAGAAGGACAAUUAUAAAAGUAGAAGAGGUAGUGAGGGGCAAAUCUGUAGGUUUUGACAAAAUCCUGUUGCCAGACAAAGGAGAGAAAUGAAACUUCUUUAAAAGAUUUUCGAAAAAAGAAGCACAUUUUUCAUUUGGUUCAAGACAUCAAACUGGAAUAUCUGGAAUGUCUUUUCUGGGCAGUCCGUUUAUUAAUUAUAGUUUUUAAGACACCCUCAUGAUUUUAACAAAAGCAUUGAUGCACUGCAUAUGUAACAUAAAUGUUCAUAGAGAUAUUUAUGAAGUGUUCGAUUGGAUUUAACGUUAAUGAUGUCUUUAAUAGUUGUUUCUAUAUAUAUAAAUAUACAAAACAUUUUUUGGGGGGCGGGGGGGGGGGGGGGGAGUUUAUAUAAAGAAUGUGUGUUUUUGUGUGUAAAGCCAAGUUCUUGAAGCCUUAGCAAUAUGCAGAACUGGAAGAAUCAAACAAUACAUUUUGUUCUGUUCCCAAUCUUCAUCAGAUGCUGGCUUUCUGAAUAUGAACAGAUAUGGCCAACUAGAUGCUGGCUAAGUUUGCUUCUGUGGGUUAAUAAAAAGAAGAAACCUUUUUUUUAAAGCACCUAUAAUGUCGGAGCACAACGAUUUGCCAAGAAAAUGGCAAAUUAUUAGUAUAAUAAAAGCCUGAAAAACA
Molecule: messenger RNA, 8305 nt
Organism: Erpetoichthys calabaricus (reedfish)
Lineage: Eukaryota; Metazoa; Chordata; Cladistia; Polypteriformes; Polypteridae
Gene: plxnd1
Product: plexin D1
Exons: 36
Coding region: 156-5843 (1895 amino acids)
Biological process (GO): endothelial cell migration; negative regulation of cell adhesion; semaphorin-plexin signaling pathway involved in axon guidance
Cellular component (GO): semaphorin receptor complex
Molecular function (GO): protein binding; semaphorin receptor activity
Source: RefSeq, a predicted model, not a curated record